Spodoptera litura is the source of this 543-nucleotide messenger RNA. The record is from RefSeq and is a predicted model, not a curated record. NCBI's taxonomy places the organism in Eukaryota, Metazoa, Arthropoda, Insecta, Lepidoptera, Noctuidae.
AUGACAACUCAAGCGUUCACAACUACGUGGCGCUUUACUGUUUCGUGCGUGGCAUUAUACUGCUACCUGGUGCUAUACUGGUACUUGGAGCUAGACUGCUACGAAGUGCUAUACUGCAUGGUGCUAUACUGCUACUUGGUGCUAGACAACUACGUAGUACUAUACUGCAUGGUACUAUACUGCUACUUGGUGCUAGACAACUACGUAGUACAAUACUGCAUGGUACUAUACUGCUACUUGGUGCUAGACAACUACGUAGUACAAUACUGCAUGGUACUAUACUGCUACUUGGUGCUAGACAACUACGUAGUACAAUACUGCAUGGUGCUGUACUGCUACUUGGUGCUAGACAACUACGUAGUACAAUACUGCAUGGUGCUAUACUGCUACGAAGUGCUUUACUGCAACAUUGUGUUAUCCUGCUACGUAGUGCUACACAAUCACAACACGCUUUACUGCUAUGAAGCGCCACUAUACUACAUCAUAGUAUACUGCUACUAUAUACUACUACUACGUGAUGCUAGAGUGCAAAUCUUGAUAUGA